Messenger RNA from Pteropus alecto (black flying fox), 2123 nucleotides. It is a transcript of the gene PIGL, whose product is annotated as phosphatidylinositol glycan anchor biosynthesis class L. The transcript has 7 exons. Gene Ontology annotation, molecular function: N-acetylglucosaminylphosphatidylinositol deacetylase activity. The record is from RefSeq and is a predicted model, not a curated record. The coding region runs from base 988 to 1746 and encodes 252 amino acids. Lineage: Eukaryota; Metazoa; Chordata; Mammalia; Chiroptera; Pteropodidae. Gene Ontology annotation, cellular component: endoplasmic reticulum. Gene Ontology annotation, biological process: GPI anchor biosynthetic process.
CCUACGGCCUGGAAGCGCCGGUGCUUUCAAGCGGAGGUAGCACUGAGCCUGGCUGGACUCAGUGCGCUGCCAUUGGGUGCCCAAGCUGGGUCGCCCACCUCGAGCCUGCCGACUCCCCAGCGCCAGGGGCCUUCCCCCGAGCGUUGGAAAGGAAGGACACAAGGCCAUGCCUCGGCCCACUCGACCCCUCAGCGACGCGAGGCGGCUUGGCGGGAUGGCGGUGACUUCCAAAGGUGCCCGGGCUGCAGGAAGGGAAGUUGGUUCCCACGUGCUGGGAGCGGGAGGGGUGGACGUCGACCUACCCAAGAUAUUUUCCAAGGCUCCGGCUGUAAUUCGUUCCAAGACUUCGCUGAAAUGCCGGCAGAGCCUGUCUGUCCAAGAUGUCGGUCUUUUAAAGUCACUCCUCAAAUGAGCCUGUGGCCCUUGCGACUACAAAGUGAGCUUUCAGCCUUACUCUUCUAAUGAAAUGACUGGACGGUCCAUCGUAAUGGCAUACUUUUCUUUAAAGAAGCCACCACGCCACAAAAAUCAAGAAAAAACAAAGUCGGCGUUUAUCCGGAUAAGGGGCUGUCUAACCGUAUAAUUACGAGAAAGUCCCAGGUUUUAAGAAACGAGUUAUAAAACGUUGAAGAAAGGAGGGAACCCGUACACAAUAUUUGGGCGUUUAUUUUAAAACCCUUUCCUUUAAAUCCAUUGUACUGUGAGGGCAAGGGUAAAAAGUGGGACGGGAAGCGGUUCUGUUCAGCUCUGAAACCUAGCUGGCACACACCUCGUAAGUGCUGCAUAGAGAGAAGUCGAUAAAGAAGUUGGGAGGCGUCAGUGUAAAACCACAGCAGGAACCCGACGUUUAAAGCCUCAAGCCAUGGGAGCAGGUUGGCAGGACAGAUUUUAACUCGGAACGGAAUUUCCUCGAGUGCAGUUUUCUUGCCGGAGUCAGGGUCAGCUGCACCUUUCCCUAUUGCGCAGGCGCAGUGCCACUUACAAACCAUGGAAGCGGUAGGUAUACUGUGUUUAGCUGUGGUGGUCCUAACAUGGGGCUUCUUCUGGGUUUGGGAUUCCUCAGAACGAAUGAAGAGUCAGGAGCAGGCUGACCUCUUGGGAGGCGGAAGCCAUACCCUCUUGGUGAUCGCGCACCCCGACGAUGAAGCCAUGUUCUUUGCUCCCACGGUGCUAGGUUUGGCCCGCCUGAGGCACCGGGUGUUCCUGCUCUGCUUCUCUGCAGGAAAUUACUACAAUCAAGGGGAGAUUCGUAAGAGAGAACUUUUGCAGAGCUGUGAUGUUUUGGGGAUUCCACCCUCCAGUGUAAUGAUUAUUGACAACAGGGAUUUCCCAGAUGACCCAUGUGUGCAGUGGAACACAGAGCAUGUGGCCAGCAUCCUUCUUCAGCAUAUAGAAGUGAAUAGCAUCAACCUGGUGGUGACUUUCGAUGCAGGGGGAGUAAGUGGUCACAGCAAUCAUGUUGCUCUGUAUGCAGCUGUGAGGACCCUGCACUCAGAAGGGAAGUUACCUAAAGGGUUCCCUGUGCUCACACUUCAGUCUGUGAGCGUGCUGCGCAAGUACCUCUCCCUCCUGGACCUGCCCUUUUCUCUGCUUGGUACCUGCGACGUCCUCUUCGUGCUCACCAGCAAAGAAGUAACAAGGGCCAAGAGAGCCAUGUCCUGCCACCGCAGCCAGCUUCUCUGGUUCCGCCAGCUCUAUGUGUUCUUCUCCCGGUACAUGAGAAUCAACUCUCUGCACUUCCUCUGAAGCCUGGAAGCCUUUUCUGAUCCAAGGAACAAAGAGAAAAAAUACCAGGAAGCCCAGGGACCUGGUCUGGAGCUGGCUUUUCUCCCUGAGCCAAAAGAGAUCCCAACCUAAGGUGGCCUCCAAGAACUCUGCUCAUCAGUACUGGUCAGACCCUAAUAAAAGGGAGGCCCUAUAGGCCAAUGAGCUGUCUAAACUUCAGCUUCUUCCUGUGGGGAAAAAAAAGCACAACAACCAAAAACAAUUAACCCAAAGAUAAUAAUAGCUACCCUGCUAGCUUCUCAAGUUCUUAAAAAUAAUGUACAUAAUGACACAAUGUAUGUCUAACACCUACCACAGAAUCUAUUAUUGUAAAUAAAUGUACAAGUGCUCUAAAAUCA